Molecule: messenger RNA, 3821 nt
Organism: Oryzias melastigma (Indian medaka)
Lineage: Eukaryota; Metazoa; Chordata; Actinopteri; Beloniformes; Adrianichthyidae
Product: ras-related protein Rab-40C
Exons: 8
Coding region: 314-1273 (319 amino acids)
Biological process (GO): protein localization to plasma membrane; intracellular signal transduction
Cellular component (GO): plasma membrane; endosome; synaptic vesicle
Molecular function (GO): GTP binding; GTPase activity
Source: RefSeq, a predicted model, not a curated record
CAUGCUUUAGUGUAAUCACGUUUAACCGCAUAUCUUUGCCUUUGUUCCCCUGACAUUCAGUGAAGAAUGGAUCAUCUUUGUUUUCCACAUUUUCUCUGCCAUCUGCGCAUUGUUGACAACAGUCCGUGAUGGGCAUUUUCUCCUAACCAAUGGGUGCAGCCUUUUUGUUUCCCAUCGAGUUCACUGUCCAAUCAGAUGAUAGAUGGGGCGGGGAUUGUUUAAAGAGGUGGGAGACGCGGGUCUGUCAGCGCCAGUUCUGUAGUGCGGCACGGAGAGUCACAGCACUGAUUAUGACAGAGAAGUAUGGAGGAGAAUGGAAACAUCGCGGGUUGAGUUUACCCAGCACGGCGUCGGGGAUUCGGACUGGACGACACUCCUCAAAGACAGAGACUUGAACGGCCGAGCAUCUCCAGCCUCCUGGCUCAGAGGGAAGAUGGGCAGCCAGGGGAGCCCAGUGAAAAGCUACGACUACCUCCUCAAGUUCCUGCUGGUGGGAGACAGCGACGUGGGCAAAGGAGAGAUCCUGGACAGCCUGCAGGAUGGAUCUGCUGAGUCCCCUUAUGCCUACAGUAGCGGUAUCGACUACAAAACCACCACCAUCCUUUUGGACGGCAGGAGAGUGAAGCUGGAGCUGUGGGACACCUCGGGUCAGGGGAGGUUCUGCACCAUCUUCCGCUCGUACUCCCGCGGGGCGCAGGGGAUCCUCCUGGUUUAUGACAUCACCAACCGCUGGUCGUUUGACGGCAUCGACAGAUGGAUCAGAGAGAUCGAUGAGCAUGCUCCAGGUGUGCCUCGAAUCCUGGUCGGCAACCGCCUCCAUCUGGCCUUCAAACGUCAAGUCCCCACGGAACAGGCGAGGGCGUAUGCCGAGAAGAACGGCAUGACCUUCUUCGAGGUCAGCCCGCUGUGCAACUUCAACGUCAUCGAGUCCUUCACGGAGCUGUCGCGCAUCGUCCUGAUGAGGCACGGCAUGGAGAAGUUCUGGAGGCCCAACAGAGUUUUCAGUCUUCAGGACCUGUGCUGCCGGGCCAUCGUCUCGUGCACGCCGGUCCACCUCAUCGACAAGCUGCCGCUGCCCGUCGCCAUCAAGUCCCACCUCAAGUCCUUCUCCAUGGCCAACGGCAUGAACGCCGUCAUGAUGCACGGACGCUCGUACUCGCUGGCCAACCCGGCCGGCGGCUCUAAGGGCAACAGCCUGAAGCGCUCCAAGUCCAUCCGUCCGCCGCAGAGCCCGCCGCAGAACUGCACACGCAGCAACUGCAAGAUCUCCUAACACGCCAUGGCAACAGGGCGAAGGGGGAGGGGUUAAAGGCCUCCUGAAAGCACACGAACAGGAGCGGGUGGGGAGGAACACUACACCUGAUUUUCACUACAUCCGGGAGAACUGGAGGUCACCUGUGCGCCAGCCGGCCUCCAGCUGCUGCUCCUCACCUUCAUUUCAGAUUUACAGACCAAUAAGCUACGAGAAACACUCUGAGCCGCGGCGUUUGCACCUGUGAGGAAGCCCCGCCCACGCGGUCCCGCCGUGCCUUCACGUCCCUUCGAGCUCAGCGUCAUUUCAGAGUAAAACGCUCUGCGGAGCUGCACACCUCCACGGAGGGGGCAGAGAUGCCUGUUGCCAUGGAAACCCUGCAAAAAAUAGUCUUUCUAUUUAAGGUUCCCCCAUCUUUUCUGAACUUUAAUUGAAUUCCAGACACCAUCGACGGAGCUGCAGUUUUCAAAGGUCAGUCUGUGGCUUCCACGCAGGAAUUCUGGGAGCGCCCCCUGCGUGUCGGCAGGACUUCAGCUGCAGAUGAAUUAUUUGGUGCUGCGGGGGAGGCGACGCCGUUUGUGGCUCCAAAUAGACUCAUCUCUCUUUGUUUGGAUGAAUAAGUGAUGUGAGCCGGGCGCCCCGGAGAGGCUGCUCUUCAUCUUCACCCUCUUUCUCCUCUUUUCCUGAUGUUUUUUUUCCCCCUUAAGUUUUCAUCUGUCAGGUUAUUUACCCACAAUGCACCUCUGCGCUCAAUGAGCCUUGGUGGUGAAACAUAAGCUGUUGUGAAAUCCUGAGAACAUUUCUUAGUUUAGUUCAAAGGAGCGGACGCUCCUGCAGAACCUGGAGCUGAACUCACGCUUCCUUAAAAACCGCCACCGCUCAUUCACCUGCGUUACCUGCAUCUCUCAGCUUCAUGGCAGUUACUGACCCACCCCCCGCCUUCACGCCGUCUCUCUCGGCGUGUUUUCCAGCGCCUCCUCUCCGCCGCUCCUCCAUCUGACUGCAUCCCGGAUCUCCCCGGAGACUGACUGCAGCUCCGCUCCGCCUCUGAUCUGCGCCUCCGCGUGCCGUCCCAUGAUUCAUAGCUGCUGAAUAAUAGAUGCUUCUUUCACGGACCUCCGUAGGGCUUCAUCUUCGUCUCUACUCGCUGCACUUUCAUCCUCCUCCUCCUCCUCUCACUGCCAUCUUUCCCUGUUUGUUUGUGAAAACGUCACACUUCUUUCCCUCCAUGUUUGUUUCUCCUCAGGUGGAAACUGUUUUUUUCUGGACUCUGCGUUCCGUUACUCCGUCACAGAAAACAGCUGCUUUGUUCUAGGAAAACAAACCUCUUCCUCAUGGUUCUCAUGUUCAGAUUCAUUCACUUUAGAUAACACAGAAGAUCAAAUUAUCAAAUCCUGCUGAACAGCGUAAACAUUUCUCAAAGAUUCUCACAAAAACAAGCCUGAUUCAUUUUCAUGGAGUGAUCUCUGAGGACAUUUUCGGAGGAAAAUCUGUUUUAAUUUCCUCUUUUUUUAAUGAUACAGAAAGAAAAAAGACUUUUAUUCCAGAUUUGUUAAGAAUUAUCAAUGAAAGCGGGAUUUCUGCAGAAUCCCUCCUUGUCAUCGUCUUCAGCUUCAUCCCUGUCAGAUCCCAGCAAAGAUGAGCAGUCAGACGCUGAAGGCUGGCAGCGUUCUUCUGAUGUCAAAGACGAAGAAGCAGCUCACAGAGCCACUGCCGCUCAGCUUCAGCUGUCAUGAAGCUUUCUGGAGUCUCACCUGCCAUUCUUGUGCUUAGCAUAAGCCGCUGCGUCUCCUGCAGCUGCAAGUCAUCUCCUGCACCUGCAAGUCAUUUCCUUUAGCUCAAGGUCGUCUCCUUUAGCUGAAGGUCAUCUCAUGUGGCUGCUAGUCGUUUCCUUUAGCUGCAGGUCAUCUACUGCAACUAAAGGUCAUUCCCUACAGCUGCAAGUCGUCUCCUACAGCUUCAGGUAGUCUCCUGCAGCUGAAGGUCGUCUACUGCAGCUGAGGGUCAUUCCCUACAGCUGCAGGUCAUGUCCUGCAGCAGCAAGUCGUUUCCUUUACCUAUAGGUAAUUUCCUUUAGCUGUAGGUCAUCUCCUGCACCUGCAAGUCGUCUCCUUUAGCUCAAGGUCGUUUCCUUUAGCUCAAGGUCAUCUUCUGCACCUGCAAGUCGUUUCCUUUACCUCAAGGUCAUCUCAUGCAGCUGUAGGUCAUCUCCUUCAUGGAACAACAGUCCUAGUCCCAAACAGUGUUCUUGAAGAAGCAGCGAGUCCAGCUUCACUUCUUCCUUCUUCUGCUUCAUUAGUUGUUUCUCACCCAGUCGUCCAGUUCAAGAAACACUAAACUUCUGCAAAGGAUUCUGUGAAUUUUGACCUCUGAUUUCGCCUGUUCGUUAAACCAACUUAUUUGACACUAAUUCUGUUUCUUGUUUGGUUGAAGCUGCUGAGUUAUCUGAUGUGUGCGUGCGUGUGUGCGUGCACACGUUUGUGUGUUCUUUUUUUAAAUUAUUGAUUGUACAGUUGAUGGUGAUGAAGAGACUUUUUCACAAUAAAAGUAUUGAAUGUUACAGUCUGAA